AUGUCUAACGAUUCACAGAAAGUGGAUACCUUAAUUCUGGAUGCAGGACCUUUGAUUACCCAACCUGCUGUGCGAUUACAACAACUUGCAUUCCACUUUUUCACUACUCCAGGUGUGUAUCAUGAGUUGAGAGAUGAAAAUGUGCGAUCAAAGCUUCCAUUAUGGACAGACAAAUUGAAGGUUAGGCAGCCAAGGCCUUCAUCUAUUAAAGCAGUUUCCGACUUUGCCAAGUUGACCGGAGAUUACGCCGUGCUUUCUAUGAAUGAUGUGCAUCUUUUGGCACUUACAUAUGAGUUAGAAUGUGAUCUAAAUGGUGGCGAUGGUAAUUUGAGAAAAAGUCCUGGUGCUCAAAGAAAUAAAGAUCUUCAAACAGAAAAAGAACAGUUGUCGAAGGAAGCUUCAAAACCAAUAGUGAGUGAGAAGCCAGAGGGAACGGUGCUUGAAACGAAAACAGAAAAUGUAGUUGAAGAAGAUAGAACGCCAAAUUUAGUUCCUAAACAAGUUGAAUCAGAACCUAAAUCUAAGGAAGAAGCGGGUGAUGUGUCUACUAUAUCUCAAAAGAAGGAGUCCGAGGGACAAGUUGAAGAUGACGGUUGGACAACCGUUAAGAGUAAAAAGCACGUUUAUAAGAAGAAGCAACGUAAGAGAGGUGGCAGAAAACAUAAGGCUUCAAGAGAUAUGCUUAUAAUUGAUGUGCCAAACGAGUCAAACUCACCUGCAUCGGCAUCUUCGCAUGUUGUUCAGGCUGUGGAAAGAACAGAGAAGAAAUCCGAUACUGAAGAAACUUCUGCAAAUCAAACAGAUUCGAACAUCCCAGGAGAUGAUGGUGAAUGGAUUACACCAGAAAACUUAAAUGAGACGAUAUUGAAAGAUAAUAACGAGGUUGAAGAUUUGGGCAGUGCGGAGGAAUCAAAGGUUAAAGCAGCAUUGGCAACAGGUGAUUUUGCCAUUCAAAAUGUUGCACUGCAACUAGGGUUGAAUUUAUUUGAUGCCAUGUCCGGUCUCAGAAUAAAGAGGGUGAGAAACUAUAUGUACAGAUGUCAUGCUUGUUUCACAAUGGUUCCUAUGCCAAAAGAUGGUACUCCAAAGCAUUUCUGUCCAAACUGUGGAGGUGCUACGUUGAUGAGAUGUCCAGUUUCCGUUGAUUCCAAAACGGGUGAAGUUAAAGCUUAUUUAAAGAAGAACUUUCAGUGGCACACAAGGGGUAAUGUGUAUUCUCUGCCUUCACCUUUAUCGAAGAAUAGUCAAAAGAGGUAUGGCCGCAAAGGUUUCCAACACAGAGGUAACGAGAACAUUGAGGAAAUAUAUCUUAGAGAGGAUCAAAAGGAAUAUCAGCAGGCAAUAAAGAAUGCCAAGUGGCAAAGAAAGCAGAUGGAGAAGGCCAUGGAAAACUUUGUGGGUGGUGGUUCGGCCGAUAACAUUGUUUCUCCAUUUCUUGCUGAUGGUGAUCUAAGAUCUGUCAAAGUUUCUAUCGGAAAGGGAAGAAAUGCAAACACUCCGCGUAGGAGGAAGAGAUGA
Messenger RNA from Brettanomyces bruxellensis, 1518 nucleotides. RefSeq lists its product as uncharacterized. Gene Ontology annotation, molecular function: RNA endonuclease activity. Gene Ontology annotation, cellular component: preribosome, small subunit precursor. The transcript has a single exon. The record is from RefSeq and is a predicted model, not a curated record. The coding region runs from base 1 to 1518 and encodes 505 amino acids. Gene Ontology annotation, biological process: ribosomal small subunit biogenesis; maturation of SSU-rRNA. Lineage: Eukaryota; Fungi; Ascomycota; Pichiomycetes; Pichiales; Pichiaceae.